AUGCAGAUCUUAGCCCCACUCCCCAGUCCUACUCCCCCAGUCCUACUCCCCCAGCCCUACUCCCCAGUCCUACUCCCCCAGCCCUACUCCCCAGUCCUACUCCCCAGUCCUACUCACCAGCCCUACUCCCCCAGCCCUACUCCCCUAGCCCUUACUCCCCAGUCCUACUCCACCAGCCCUACUCCCCAGCCCUACUCCCCAGCCCUACUCCCCCAGCCUUACUGCCCCAGCCCUACUCCCCCAGCCUUACUGCCCCAGCCCUACUCCCCAGUCCUACCCCCCAGCCCUACUGCCCCAGCCCUACUGCCCCAGCCCUACUCCCCAGUCCUACUCCCCCAGCCCUACUGCCCCAGCCCUACUCCCCCAGCCCUACUGCCCCAGCCCUACUCCCCAGUCCUACUCCCCAGUCCUACUCCCCCAGCCCUACUGCCCCAGCCCUACUCCCCCAGCCCUACUCCCUACUCCCCAGCCCUACUCCCCAGUCCUACUCCACCAGCCCUACUCCCCCAGUCCUACUCCACCAGCCCUACUCCCCAGCCCUUACUCCCCAGCCCUACUCCCCAGCCCUACUCCCCUAGCCCUACUCCCCUAGCCCUUACUCCCCUAGCCCUACUCCACCAGUCCUACUCCACCAGCCCUACUCCCCCAGUCCUACUCCACCAGCCCUACUCCCCAGUCCUACUCCCCAGCCCUACUCCCCAGUCCUACUCCCCAGCCCUACUCCCCCAGCUCUACUCCCCCAGCCCUACUCCCCCACCCUACUCCCCAGCCCUACUCCCCCAGUCCUACUCCCCAGCCCUACUCCCCCAGCCCUACUCCACAGCCCUACUCCCCAGCCCUACUCCCCCUGUCCUAAUCCCCCAGUCCUACUCCCCCAGUCCUACUCCCCCAGCCCUACUCCCCAGCCCUACUCCACCAGCCCUACUCCCCCAGCCCUACUCCCCCAGUCCUACUCCCCCAGUCCUACUCCCCCAGCCCUACUCCCCAGCCCUACUCCACCAGCCCUAA
Molecule: messenger RNA, 1008 nt
Organism: Oncorhynchus kisutch (coho salmon)
Lineage: Eukaryota; Metazoa; Chordata; Actinopteri; Salmoniformes; Salmonidae
Product: extensin-like
Exons: 3
Coding region: 1-1008 (335 amino acids)
Source: RefSeq, a predicted model, not a curated record